Messenger RNA from Miniopterus natalensis, 2653 nucleotides. RefSeq names its product CDKN1A interacting zinc finger protein 1 (gene CIZ1). Gene Ontology annotation, cellular component: nucleus. The record is from RefSeq and is a predicted model, not a curated record. Gene Ontology annotation, molecular function: zinc ion binding; nucleic acid binding. Lineage: Eukaryota; Metazoa; Chordata; Mammalia; Chiroptera; Miniopteridae.
ACAGCAGCAGCAGCAGUUGCUGCAGCUCCAGCAGCUGCUCCAGCAGGCCCCACCGCAGGCCCCACUGCCCAUGGCCAUCAGCCGGGGGCUCCCCCAGCAGCAGCCACAGCAGCAGCUCCUGAAUCUGCAGGGCACCAACCCGGCCUCCCUCCUCAAUGGCUCGGUGCUACAGAGAGCUUUGCUCUUGCAGCAGUUGCAAGGACUGGACCAGUUUGCAAUGUCACCAGCCACGUUUGACAGCGCCAGUCUCACCAUGCCCACAGCAACACUGGGAAACCUCCGCAACUACAACCUGGCAACCCCGAACCUGACAGCUCCCAGCCUUACACCCCCACAGCUAGCCACCCCAAAUCUACAGCAGUUUUUCCCCCAGGCCACUCAGCAGUCCCUGCUGGGCCCCCCUCCUGUCAGGGUCCCCAUAAACCCCUCCAAGCUCAUUUCAGGGCGGAACCCCCAGAAACAGGCCCGGACACCCUCCUCCACCACCCCGGAUCGCAAGGAUUCUUCUUCUCAGACGAUGCCCGAGGGAGACCAGGCGGACCCCCCAGAGGGGUCUGAGGAAACUGCAGAGUCUCGAGUGGACACACCAGACCAGGAUUCCCCACCCUGCCCAGAUGACCUUGCUAAGGAGAAACGCACGUCAGCGCCUGAGCCAGAGCCCUGUGAGGCAUCUGAGCCACCAGCUAAAAGGUCAAGGAGCUCAGAGGAGCCCACAGAGAAGGGACCCCCAGGGCAGCUGCAGGCGAAGGUCCAUCCACAGGCCCGGAUGACAGCACCAAAACAGACCCAGACACCCGAGCUGCUGCAUGAUCCACUGGAAGCCCGAGUGCUGCCACGAUUCCAGCCACGGGUUCUGCAGAUCCAGGCCCAAGUGCAGCCACAGACUCAGCCACAGAUGCCACCAGUGGACUCCCAGGUGCAGCCAAAGCUGCAGAAGCAGGCACAGACACAGACCUCUCCAGAGCACUUAGUGCCGCAGCAGGUGCAGCCAAAGCUGCAGAAGGAAGCAGAGCCACAGAAGCAGGUGCAGCCACAGGUGCAGCCACAGGCACAUUUACAGCCCCCAAGGCAGGUGCAGCCACAGCUGCAGAAGCAGGCACAGACGCAGACAUAUUCACAGGUCUCAGAAGGAACACAGCCCAGGAGCCAGCCAGUGGAGCAGCCACCGGAGCAACCUCCAGUGCAGUUGCCAGUACAGUCACCAGACCAGCCCCAGGGACAGCCUCAGCCCCAGCCCCAGCCCCAGGUGCCGGCAUCAGAGCAAGCGCCAGCUCCGGUUCAUUCCACUCUGCUGGAGACACCGCCCAGUAUAGCAGAAGCUGAAACAGGCCUGGAGGAGGCCUCGCCGGAGCCAGUGGGCGCCCAGGUCAGCAUGGAGGAGAGCCAGGAGGAGCUGACCAGUGGCCUGGACGUGGGAGAAUGUGAAAAAAGAGCAAGAGAGAUGCUCAGGGUGUGGGGUGCCGGGGGCUCCCUGAAGGUUACCAUCCUGCAGAGCAGCGACAGCCGGGCCUUUAGCACUGUAUCCCUCCCACCUGGGCCACAUUCCAGUGACUCCACCUCCGCCGCCCCUGCCGCGACCACUGACGCCCCCCCUAAGCCUGCCCUGCAGUUCUUCUGCUACAUCUGCAGGGCCAGCUGCUGCAGCCAGCAGGAGUUCCAGGAACACAUGCUGGGGGCCCUGCACCAGCAGCGGCUCGGGGAGAUCCAGCACAUGAGUCAAGCCUGCCUCCUGUCCCUGCUGCCUGUGCCCCGGGACGUCCUGGAGAGAGAGGACCAAGAGCCGCCUCUGAGGCGCUGGUGCCACACCUGCCAGGUCUACUACAUGGGGGACCUGAUCCAGCACCGCAGGACGCAGGACCACAAGAUUGCCAAGCAGUCCCUGCGACCUUUCUGCACUGUUUGCAACCGCUACUUCAAGACCCCCCGCAAAUUUGUGGAGCACGUGAAGUCCCAGGAGCACAAGGACAAAGCCAAGGAGCUGAAGAUGUUCGAGAAGGAGAUGGCUGGCCAGGAUGAGGACCACUUCAUCACGGUGGACGCCGUGGGCUGCUUCGAGGACGGUGAGGAGGGUGAAGGCGAGGAGGACAGUGAAGAAGAGAUCGAGGCUGAGGAGGGAUUCUGCAAGCAGGUGAGAUCCAGGGGGAUAACCAUAGAGGAGUGGAAAGACUCAGAGACCUACAGCCCCGACACUGCAUACGGUGUGGACUUCAUGGUGCCCGUGAUGGGCUACGUCUGCCGCAUCUGCCAUAAGUUCUACCACAGCAACGCAGGGGCCAAGCUCUCCCACUGCAAGUCCUUGGGCCACUUCGAGAACCUGCAGAAAUACAAGAAGACCAAGAACCCCAGCCCUGCCACCAGGCCCAUGAGCCGCCGGUGCGCCAUCACUGCCCGGAACGCCCUGACUGCUCUGUUCACCUCCAGCGGCCGCUCACACACCCAGGACACAGCCAAACCCCCCAGCAAGGUGACCGCCCCACCCCCCCCACCAUUCCGGCGCUCAACCCGCCUCAAAACCUGACAGGAGGAGCUGCCGCGCUCACCUGGUCUGUGUCGAGACCGAGGUGUUUUAGGAGUCUGCAUGGAAUCAUUGACAUGGUUGGUGUUUUUACUCAAAAUUCAAUAAAAGAAGGUAGUUUGGCUGUCUAGUCCCCAC